CUUCAUUUAGGUUUAGUCUUUGCUUGCAAGUGGAGCUGGAGAAGAUGAAAAAGGAGCAACCUUCGUCGUCUUAUCGGAAUUUAUCGGUGUCUGGAGGAUCGGAGGCGGUUCUGCUUGUGAAUCUGGAGAAUGAGACAGGAGAAUUGACGAAUGAGAUGAAUUUUUCGAGAGGUCUUUCACUGGAGAAGAGUAUUUCUCCGGUGGCUAAUACUUUGGUCCGAUUCAGUUACAGCGAACUCCUCUCCGCCACACGAAAUUUCUCAAAACGUAGAGUGUUGGGAAGAGGAGCUUGUAGCUAUGUGUUUAAGGGAAGAAUCGGGAUUUGGCGUAAAGCCGUAGCCAUCAAAAGACUUGAUAAAAAAGAUAAAGAAUCACCAAAGUCGUUUUGCAGAGAGUUGAUGAUUGCAAGCUCUCUUAAAUGCCCUAACGUUGUGCCUCUGCUAGGGUUCUGUAUUGAUCCCGAUCAAGGGCUUUUCUUGGUGUACAAGUAUGUCUCUGGUGGCAGCCUCGAACGCUUUUUACAUGAUAAGAAGAAAAAGAAGGGUAGGAAGACCCCCUUGAAUCUCCCUUGGUCUACAAGAUACAAGGUUGCCUUGGGUAUUGCAGAUGCCAUAGCCUAUUUACAUCAUGGCACAGAGCAAUGUGUUGUUCAUAGAGACAUCAAACCCUCAAAUAUUCUUCUUUCCUCAAACAAAAUUCCAAAGUUGUGUGAUUUUGGGUUGGCGACUUGGACCGCUGCACCUUCGGUUCAUUUCCUCUGUAAAACCGUGAAAGGAACUUUCGGUUAUCUAGCUCCUGAGUAUUUCCAACACGGCAAGAUAUCUGACAAGACCGAUGUUUACGCAUUUGGAGUCGUGUUGCUUGAGCUAAUAACUGGUCGGAAGCCAAUUGAAGCAAGAAGACCAUCUGGUGAAGAAAAUUUGGUAGUUUGGGCAAAACCGUUGUUACAUAGAGGGAUUGAAGCUAUAGAGGAGUUGCUUGAUUCCAGGCUGAAAUGUACAAGAAAGAAUUCGGUUUCGAUGGAGCGUAUGAUCCGAGCUGCAGCGGCCUGUGUGAUCAAUGAGGAGUCGCGAAGACCGGGGAUGAAGGAGAUACUUUCAAUCCUAAAAGGCGGUGAAGGGAUAGAACUAAGGGCGUUUUCAAGCCGAAAAAAAUCAAAUCUUCCGGGUAUGAUGGAUUGUUAUCCGCAGUUGCAGCGGACAAAAUCUGAGAUGAAGAGUCAUCUUACGCUUGCGAUGCUCGGAGUAACGGAAUUUGAAGAUGAUGAUCUUUUGUAAGGAAUGUAACAGUCCGGAGAAAUGGUAUAAAACAAUAAAAAGGUGGUAAGUGUAGAUAAUAGAUAUCAAUGUAAAUGUUUAUUGAGAUACCCGGUUAAGAUUUUGUUUCCGGUUUGGGUAUUGAGAGAGCCGAUUCUUCUGGUUUGGUUCAUAAUCGUAAAUAAAAAGAAAAAUGUUUG
This is a messenger RNA of Arabidopsis arenosa, 1456 nucleotides long. NCBI's taxonomy places the organism in Eukaryota, Viridiplantae, Streptophyta, Magnoliopsida, Brassicales, Brassicaceae. The record is from the annotation of a GenBank genome assembly.